UCCUUUGUUUCAACUCCUCCUAACUCUCUCACUCUGAUCUUGAUCAAUCAAUGAAGAUCCUCUGCGACGUAUGCAACCAAGGCGAGGCCACGGUGUACUGCACCGCCGACGAGGCCUCCCUCUGUUCCUCCUGCGACCACCGCGUCCACCACGCCAACAAGCUCGCCGGCAAACACCGCCGCUUCUCCCUCCUCCACCCCCACUCCCCCCUCUGCGACAUCUGCCAGGAAAGAAGCGCGUUUGUGUUUUGCAAGGAGGAUAGAGCGAUUCUUUGCAGGGAAUGCGACAUCCCAAUCCACAAAGCCAACCACCACACGCACAAUCACACCAGAUUCCUCCUCACCGGCGUCCGCCUCUCCGCUUCUCCGGCGGAAUCACCACCACCACCUCCCCCGCCCGCCCAGGAUACCAACAAUCUCCACUUCUCAACGAGUAGCAUUUCCGAGUACUUGAUCGAGACGCUGCCAGGCUGGCACGUCGAGGACCUUCUAGAUUCUUCCACCCCUUCCUCCUCCGCCGCCGAUUGCAAGAGUGGGGAGAGUGAUUUGAUGCUGCCGUUUUGGGACGUUGAUCUGCAAUUUCAAGAUCAAUCAUUUCUAGUGAAUAAUUUUGGAUUUGGAUUGGGGAAUGGAAAUGGGAGCAAAGAUGAGUUGAAAUCCAGCAGAAAAAGAAGAGACGACAACUCUUUCGCAGUUCCACAGAUCAGCCCUUCCUCCGGCGCCGUCUUCAACAAGAGAUCCAAAACGUUUUGGUAGAACCAAAAAAUCCAAUCUUUUUCACAGCCCAUUGCCGGAAAAUCAGAGAUCUGAAUUCCCUUUUUGUAAUUUUGUUUUUCUUUGUCAGAUUUUUGGAGUGUAGUAAAUAUCUUGUUGCAUUUAAUGAGAAGACCUGCUACUGAUAUCACAA
Molecule: messenger RNA, 906 nt
Organism: Salvia splendens (bonfire salvia)
Lineage: Eukaryota; Viridiplantae; Streptophyta; Magnoliopsida; Lamiales; Lamiaceae
Product: B-box zinc finger protein 21
Exons: 3
Coding region: 51-755 (234 amino acids)
Biological process (GO): photomorphogenesis; regulation of DNA-templated transcription
Cellular component (GO): nucleus
Molecular function (GO): zinc ion binding
Source: RefSeq, a predicted model, not a curated record